CAGGGUACACGAACUAUGGGCUUUUUAAACUGGGAAUCGUGAGGCGUAAACAGGAAAAAAGGUUCUCAUGUUCGUUAGCCCGCUAUUGGAGCCAGUCAGAUCCUUAUUGGAAAAAGGGACGCAGAAUUCAAAAUAUUGAUCCAAUCACAACGGUCGAAUUACGCCUGAUCCAAAGGAUAGCUAGCAAAUCCAUAACAGAGAGAGGAGAGAGAUGGGAGAAGGAAAGGCGAAAAGAAACACCGGAAACCCUAAUCCCGAACAAGGAGAAAAUGAUCAAACGCCACCGACUUUAUGUGAAGCAGGAGGAGAAGAAGAAAGAGCAGGAAAAGGAGGGAGCAAGUUUUACGCGUAUAUCUACUAACUUCGCUUUCCCCAAGAUUCAAAGGUUCCUCUUAUAUCGGGUUUACAGUGAAUCCUCGUCGCAGAAUAAGGCAACACAACGGGGAGAUAGGGAGCGGUGCUUGGAGGACCAAAAGAGGCGACCGUGGGAGAUGGUCCUUUGCAUUUAUGGCUUCCCCACCAACGUUGCCGCUCUCCAGGUACAUGUUACACGAUUCAAUUCUGUUGCACUAGCAGUGAGUUAGAUGUUACCUUUUGUA
Molecule: messenger RNA, 599 nt
Organism: Coffea arabica (coffee)
Lineage: Eukaryota; Viridiplantae; Streptophyta; Magnoliopsida; Gentianales; Rubiaceae
Source: RefSeq, a predicted model, not a curated record